Messenger RNA from Drechmeria coniospora, 1410 nucleotides. RefSeq lists its product as uncharacterized. Gene Ontology annotation, cellular component: cytoplasm. The record is from RefSeq and is a predicted model, not a curated record. NCBI's taxonomy places the organism in Eukaryota, Fungi, Ascomycota, Sordariomycetes, Hypocreales, Ophiocordycipitaceae. The transcript has a single exon. Gene Ontology annotation, molecular function: palmitoyl-(protein) hydrolase activity; carboxylic ester hydrolase activity. Gene Ontology annotation, biological process: protein depalmitoylation. Bases 1 to 1410 code for a protein of 469 amino acids.
AUGCGCACGAGCACAAGCUGGACGUGCGGUACGCAAGUCCCUCUGGACCCAGCGCGUUCUCCUGCCUCCCGCUUCCUGCCUCUGCUUCCUCCUUUCUGCAUCAUCGUCCUGCUUCGCUUCACGUCUUUCGUCCGUCCGGCCGAUGACUGUCGUCCGCCGUGUCGGCAAGAUCAGUCAAUACCACGCACGCACGGAAGCAACCGCUGGGGCGUGCAAACCAACAUCAUCGGCAGCGGUAGGGCGAUCGCGGAGGAGGCAUAUCCACGACGAGGGGGUGGGAGCGUCAUUGUUCUCCGCCCUCGUCAUCCGCCCCCGACCAACUCGGCGACACUCGUCGGCGCGCGCCAACUUAUGACACGCGGUCGGUUCGCAGGCACAUCGUCCGAGGAAUUGUCCGUCCGUCCGUCGUCGUCGUCACCGGACGCCAUGGCCACGACCUGGACCUAUCGCGAACCGUACUUUGGACGAUGCCUAAACCCGCCCAUGAUUGUGCAGCCCAGAGGUGGCACCCACACGCACACCGUCAUUCUCCUCCACGGCGUCGCCUCCAAUGGCCACAUAUUUGGACACGACCUCCUCACCGCAAGGGUGCCGUCGUCAUCCCCGCCCGGCUCCCCUGCUUCCUCCUCCUCCAUAUUUCCCCAGAAUGGAAGAACGCUCGACGUUCUCUUUCCCAGCGUCCGAUGGGUCUUUCCCACCGCUUUUCGCCAUCCCUGCACUGCCAUCGAGUCAUCUCGCGUCACGCUCUGGUUCGACGUUGCAAGCCUCACCCACCCGGCCCAUCAGCAGGCUCUGCAGCGCCGUGGCCUGAGCAUCUCUUCGCGCGAGCUCAUCGCCAUCAUCCACAGCGAGCUGCGUCGCGUCCCGGCGUCCAACAUCAUCAUCGGCGGUCAGGGCCAGGGGUGCGCCCUGUCGCUCGUCGUACUGCUCUGCCUCGGCUACAGGCUCGGCGGCUUCGUCGGCAUGAGCGGCUUCGUGCCCUUCCAGUUCGAGCUCGACAUCUUCACCGCCAUCGAUUCCAGCACGUCGUCCUCGUCCGUUUCCUCGUCCGACGACGAUUACGACGACGACGACGAUGACGCUGAGAAAUUCAUAGUACUGCAAGGCCCGCCGGUCGAGGCACAGAUUUUCAUGCGUCAUCUGUUGGGUAUGACAUGCCCACCAUGUCCGGCGAGGGAGACGACGGCGUACCGCACUCCCGUCCUCCUAAGCCACGGCGUCGACGAUCCCAUCAUAUCCUGCAGUAGGGGAGAGCAGGCGGCGAUAUCCAUCCGAGCGGCCGGGUACCAAGUCGAUUUCAGGGCAUACGACCAGCAUGGCCAUGGCCUCAAAGUCCCCGAUCAGAUUGAUGACAUUAUCCACUUUUUCCGCACCAGAGUUGGAUUGCAGGCGAGAGCCGGUCGAGCGUAA